Messenger RNA from Paraphaeosphaeria sporulosa, 1325 nucleotides. RefSeq lists its product as uncharacterized. NCBI's taxonomy places the organism in Eukaryota, Fungi, Ascomycota, Dothideomycetes, Pleosporales, Didymosphaeriaceae. The record is from RefSeq and is a predicted model, not a curated record. The transcript is spliced from 4 exons. Bases 119 to 1243 code for a protein of 374 amino acids.
GUUCAGCCGUUCGUGCGCCAUUCUUUCCCCACGCGAUCUCAAGCAUUGCCCCGCUGUUGCCUUUUCUUUCGGCGCACGCCUCUCUACAAUCAUACGCAUUGCUUGCAAAGUGUUCAAUAUGUCAGACUCUUCCAGCGCUGGAACAAGUGGUCCUAUGCCGCAGCUCCCUCCCCAUACCGAGUGGUACCAGCAUUCUCGUGCCGUAUGGCCUGUUGCUCUCGCCAUCGUCUUCGAAGCGUUUGCCGUCACUGCUGUUGCGCUUCGCAUCUGGUCGCUUCGUCUCAGUCGGAAGCAGAAGCUUGCAGAUCAUGACUGGGCUAUUUUGGUUGCGUUGCUGUUUUCCACUGGCCUUGUGGUUCUCCUCAUACUCGCGACUGUGAUGGGUGGUCUCGGACAGCAUGCCGCGCUUCUCUCAGACCCAGCUGUUCAACUCGUCCAUUUCGGCAAGAUCUACGUCGCGAACUCUCCAGUCUGGGGCGCUGCAAUCAGUGCUGUCAAGAUUUCCAUCCUGCUACUCUACAUCAAGCUUUUCGCGAUCAACCGUACCUUCCGUAUCGUUUGCUGGAUCAUUAUCGCCAUCCAAUUUGCCUGGUUCGUCGGAGUGACGCUUAGUGGACUGCUUUACUGCAGGCCUUUGGCAUUCGCCUGGAAUCCGACGAUCCCUGGAGGCAAAUGUGGCAAUGCCAUGCAGGCCUACCUGAGCGCACACAUUAUCAAUUUGAUACUCGACAUCGCCGUGGCGCUCGCUCCUAUCCCCGUCCUCGCCAAGCUCCAGUUGAAGAAGGAAAAGAAGAUUGAAAUCACUGCUAUCUUCGCGCUUGGUAUCAUCAUUUGUGCAAUCACAAUUGCCCGUAUCGUUUUGAUCAAGGACUUGGUACCGCUGGAUACUACCUACACCUCUUCUCACAUCUUCUUCUUCACCAUCCUAGAGCCGCUCCUCGGUAUAAUACUGGCAUGCCUGCCUGUGCUUCGCCCAGCUAUGACCCAGAUUACGAGCGUGUUCACUGGCACUAAGAAGUCCAUGCUCAACAACAGUGACUACACGAGUGAUAGUAAGCCUCGCACGAUUGGAAGUACCGGAAAAUACAGUAACAUCGCCCGUGGCGUCGAUCGGUCAGACUCUCUUACCCGGCCUAUCAACGAUGCUGGUUCAUUCAACAUGGACGCUCUGGAGCAGCCUAACAAAGCCCACAAGGGAAAGGCAAUCCACGUUACUAGCACUUGGGACGUAGAGCGCCGUUAGAACAUUUGAAGGGAAAAGGAUGCGUUGUUAGUGCUCAAAAUAUGUGUAAAUUUUCAAAAUUAAAUACGUCCCCAAUAAAUAC